GCCCACCCCUGAUAAAAAGCGUACCAUUUUAGCCACUUAAAAAUAGAAAAAUAUCUCUUCUUCCUAUCAUCUUUAUCUCAAUAUUACAAAUCUUGUUGCUAGUGAGAGUUCAUUCACCACAGCCAUACACCCUGUAGAUAAGAUAUUCUACUUUUCUUACACACACAUACAUACAUACAGAGUUUCCUUAACUUCAACAAACCAUGAAAGCUCUGUCCCUUCUACACCCACCCCCUCCCCUACCCAACCCACCCCCAUUCCGCCCACCCGCCGCCGCGCCGCUCCGCCUGCGGAGACAGCGGCUGGCGGCGGGAUCAAAGGGCUUUGCCUCCACAAGGCCCGGAAAAGGCAAGAAACCGUCCGUCCCCCGAAAACCGGAAAUUGACGACGACAGAAUACCCGAUGUCGUUUGGGACAGGAUGAUCCGAAGAAUCCUGUUGCUGGUCGGGGUGCCGAUAGGGCUCGGAUUCGCAUUGCUGCAGGGGAUGAAUUUGUUGCAGGAACACGGAAUUUGGAACGUCCCGAAGGCGGUGCCGUACGCGACCACUUUCGUCACAUUCGGAACGUCGGCGAUCGGGAUUGCCUAUGGCAGCCUGUCGACGAGCCUCGACGCGGACAAGAAAGGAUCGCUUCUGGGGCUCGAGCAGCUGGAGAAGAACUGGAACGAGAUGUGGAUGGAAGAAGACGAAACCGGAGAAGAAGGAAACGAUCGGCCAUCAUCGUCGUCGAGUUGAUUUGUUCUUAAGGUGUCAUGCUGUCUUGUUGCAUAACACAGGGGAUAUAGAAUGGAUGAAAGAUUGGAUCAAUCUCUGAAUUUGGAUCUUCAACAUUGUUAGAGAAGAUUGAAAAAUUGGGUUGGUUGGAUGCAACGGGGCAAAAUGUCAAUUUAUUUAUUUAUUUUUU
Molecule: messenger RNA, 903 nt
Organism: Andrographis paniculata
Lineage: Eukaryota; Viridiplantae; Streptophyta; Magnoliopsida; Lamiales; Acanthaceae
Exons: 1
Coding region: 204-734 (176 amino acids)
Source: RefSeq, a predicted model, not a curated record